AUGCUGUCCUGCUUUUCUAGGUCCAUGAUAGAACGUGGGGGAUGGGUUUACCUACCUCUUGGGGAUCUCCCUCGUCCUGACCGGAGACAAAAUUACCCAGAAGGGAAGAAUGGUAUCAAUCUCUCGUUCUUCAUCCACGGCCGAGGCUCGUUCCUUCAAAAAGCACUACUUGGCUUUUACCGAACAGUCCUUUUCCAGCUUCUUGACCAUCUAUCAAGCCACGAAAAGAAACCCGAAGCAUUGUCGAAGCUUGAGGAGUCCUUUAAACGCCAGUGCGACUCUAGGGGUCCUCUGGGGAAAAGCUGGCAUUGGGAGACGGCCCAACUAGCGAAAGAGUUCCAGCUCGCACUUCGCGAAGUCGAGAAGAACGGCCCAGUCUAUCUGUAUGUUGACGCACUAGAUGAAUGCGGGGAAGAAGAAGCCAAACGCUUCGCAGCGACUAUUGAGAAAAUAAUAGAAGCCUUUGCAGACGGCAAGCUUCACAUCUGCUUCAGCUGCCGACAUUAUCCACCUUUGAUGUUGGAAGAUUUGUCAGAUAUGCACAUCGGCGGAUACGUACACUCCCAACUUAAUCCCUUUGCCAUGCCAGAGAUUGCCGACAAGAUCAUCAGUCUUUCUGUUGGUAACUUCAUGUGGACACACCUGGUGGUGGAGACACUCCCAGGUCUGGGAGAGCUGUACGGAGACCUCCUUCAAGCUAUGCUCGGCGAUGAGAAUUCGCUACGGUUGGUUCAAUGGAUCUGCUUCGCUGAUAGACCACUGAGCCUCGAAGAACUACGAUGGGCGAUGUUCGUUGAGGCUCAUCCAGAAGCCAAGUCGCUAGGAGAAUGCCGAGUUGCUCCUGAUUUUCCGUGCGAUUGCGCCAAUCAGUGUGAUUGCGAUGUGAUAGAAAGGAGAGUCAAAGGUCUGAGUCGUGGCCUCAUCGAGGUUACACACGCUGCCAUUACAGAUUCUGGCAGCAACCGCACUGCGCAAUUCAUCCACGGGUCCGUCCAGGAAUUCUUUCUCGAUAAAGGUGCCUUCCUGAGGUUACACCACAGCAUAUCAAGCUCCCGCAGCCUUGACCACGUGAAAUCAAAAGCGCGCAACUCGAUUACCCAGACUUGUAUCAGGUACUGCAGAAUGAAGGAGAUCAGGCAAGCUAUUGCUAAGUUUGAAACCAACAGUGCGGCAGGUUUGGCUCUCGCUGCUGGGCCUUUACAAAGGGGCUUCCCUUUUCUGCAUUAUGCGGUGAUGACAUGGGCCCAGCACGAGAAUGAAUCAUCCCCGGCCGCGUAUUUCCAUUGGCGAAAGGAUUCUGAACUCCUGGAUUCGCUUUUACGUGUGUUUCCCGAUGUUAGCGAGCAGCAUGCUGUGAAGCGAAAGCGCUCGCAAUGGUCGUUCGACAAAGUCCAUCUCGCGACCAAACCAUAGACAAUUCGGGUAGGUACUAAUUUUUGGUUCAAUUUCAAUCAAUCGUUGUACAUGC
Talaromyces stipitatus ATCC 10500 is the source of this 1468-nucleotide messenger RNA. RefSeq lists its product as uncharacterized. The coding region runs from base 1 to 1413 and encodes 470 amino acids. NCBI's taxonomy places the organism in Eukaryota, Fungi, Ascomycota, Eurotiomycetes, Eurotiales, Trichocomaceae. The record is from RefSeq and is a predicted model, not a curated record. The transcript has 4 exons.